This is a messenger RNA of Neomonachus schauinslandi (Hawaiian monk seal), 4433 nucleotides long. RefSeq names its product extended synaptotagmin 3 (gene ESYT3). The record is from RefSeq and is a predicted model, not a curated record. The transcript is spliced from 23 exons. Lineage: Eukaryota; Metazoa; Chordata; Mammalia; Carnivora; Phocidae. Gene Ontology annotation, molecular function: lipid binding. The coding region runs from base 176 to 2920 and encodes 914 amino acids. Gene Ontology annotation, biological process: lipid transport.
CCAGUGCUAGGCGUUCCUACAGCUGAGCGCCCAGACCGCACGGGCGAGUCCCGCAGGGCAGGGGCGGCGCGGUGCCCGGGUUCUCGCACUUGGCGGACCGAUGUGCCCGGGUGUCGGGGCGCGUGGACCUGGGCUCGGGUGAAGCUCUGGGAAAGGGCAACACGGCGGCGACGAGAUGCAAGCGGAGGAGCCCUGCGCCCCUGGUGCCCCGAGAAGCCAGCGCGCACCCAGUCCCGAGCCGCGCCUGUCCAGCCAGCUGCUGCCCGAGCUCUACACUUUCGUGGCGCGAGUGCUGUUCUACCUGGCUCCCGUCUACCUGGCCGGCUACCUGGGGCUCAGCAUAACCUGGCUGCUGCUCGGCGCUGUGCUGUGGAUGUGGUGGCGCAGGAACCGCCGCGGGAAGCUUGGGCGCCUGGCGGCCGCCUUCGAAUUCCUAGACAACGAACGCCAGUUCAUUAGCCGCGAGCUGCGGGACCAGCACCUGCCGGCCUGGAUCCACUUCCCGGAUGUGGAGCGCGUCGAGUGGGCCAACAAGAUCAUCUGUCAGACCUGGCCCUACCUGAGCAUGAUCAUGGAAAACAAGUUCCGGGAGAAACUCGAGCCCAAGAUCCGGGAGAAGAGCGUCCACCUGAGGACCUUCACCUUCACCAAGCUCUACUUUGGACAGAAGUGCCCCCGGGUCAACGGGGUCAAGGCGCACACUAACCAGCGCAACCGAAGACGGGUGGUCCUGGACCUGCAGAUAUGCUACAUUGGGGACUGUGAGAUCAGUGUGGAGCUGCAGAAGAUCCAGGCUGGUGUGAGUGGGAUUCAGUUGCAGGGCACGCUGCGGGUCAUCCUGGAGCCCCUCCUGGUGGACAAGCCCUUCGUGGGAGCCGUGACCGUGUUCUUCCUCCAAAAGCCGCAUCUGCAGAUCAACUGGACAGGCCUGACCAACCUGUUGGAUGCGCCAGGAAUCAAUGAGGUGUCAGACAGCCUGCUGGAGGACCUCAUUGCCGCCCACCUGGUGCUGCCCAACCGUGUGACUGUGCCUGUGAAGAGGGGGCUGGAUGUGACCACCCUGCUCUUCCCUCUGCCCUGCGGAGUGCUCAGAGUCCACUUGCUGGAGGCGGAGCAGCUGGCUCAGAAGGACAGCUUCCUAGGGGUCCGAGGCAAGUCAGACCCCUACGCCAAGGUGAGCAUUGGCCUACAGCAUUUCCGGAGUAGGACCAUCUACAAGAACCUGAACCCCACCUGGAAUGAGGUAUUUGAGUUUGUAGUGUAUGAAGUCCCUGGGCAGGACCUGGAGGUGGACCUGUAUGACGAGGAUCCCAACAGGGACGACUUCCUGGGCAGCCUACAGAUCUGCCUCGGGGAUGUCAUGACGAACAGAGUGGUGGAUGAGUGGUUUGUCCUGAACGACACAACCAGCGGGCGGCUGCACCUGCGGCUGGAGUGGCUUUCACUGAUCGCCGACCCAGAAGCUCUGAUCGAGGACCAAGGUGGCCUCUCAACUGCCAUCCUCGUGGUCUUCUUGGAGAGUGCCUGCAACCUGCCGAGAAACCCUUUUGACUACCUGAAUGGUGAAUAUCGAGCCAAAAAACUCUCCAGGUUCACCAAGAAUAAACUCAGCAGAGAUCCUUCUUCCUAUGUCAAGCUAUCUGUGGGCAAGAAGACACAUACGAGCAAGACUUGUCCCCACAGCAAGGACCCAGUGUGGAGCCAGGCGUUCUCCUUCUUUGUGUCCAACGUGGCAGCUGAGGAGCUGCACCUGAAGGUGCUAGACGAUGACCAAGAGUAUGCUCUGGGAGUGCUGGAGUUCCCCCUGUGCCAGAUUCUACCCUAUACAGACCUCACCCUUGAGCAGCGCUUUCAGCUGGACCACUCAGGCCUGGACAGCCUCAUCUCCAUGAGGCUGGUGCUUCGGUUCCUGCGCGUGGAAGAACGAGAGAUGGGGAGCCCAUACACAGGACCUGAAGCCCUAAAGAAAGGUCCUCUGUUCGUUAAGAAGGUGGACACCAACCAGGAUCCCAAAGCCCCAUCCCAGGGAGAGUGCCCUGCAAAUUUGCCAUGCCCCCCAGAUCCUGCUUCUGAUACCAAAGAAAUCUCCAAGAGCACCAUGACAACCACCAGGGCCACUAUUGUUGCCACCGAGCCCACGCCCCAAGAGACAGGCCCAGAGCCCAAAGGCAAGGACAGUGCCAAAGGGUUCUGUGAGCCCUUGGGGAAGAAGAGGAGUUCAGCCACCAUCUUCCUGACUGUCCCAGGCCCCCACUCUCCAGGGCCCAUCAAGUCACCCAGACCCAUGAAAUGCCCUGCCUCCCCACUCGCAUGGCCGCCCAAGAGGCUGGCUCCCAGCAUGUCCUCGCUCAACUCCCUGGCCACCUCCUGCUUUGACCUGACAGAUAUCAGCCUCAACCCUGAGUAUGCACCUCUCUGCUUAAUCUUGUCUACAAUGACCUGUGUGAAAAAUACAUUCCUGGAUGGAAAAGUAUAUAUACAGACUCACUUUUCUCUAGGCGGGGAGCUCAGGCGGCGGAGGCUGGGUGAGGUGCAGCUCACCGUGCGUUACGUGUGUCUGCGGCGCUGCCUCAGUGUGCUCAUCAAUGGCUGCAGAAACCUGACACCCUGUACCAGCAGUGGGGCUGAUCCCUAUGUCCGUGUCUACUUGUUACCGGAGAGGAGGUGGGCAAGUCGUAAGAAGACCUCAGUAAAACGGAAGACCCUGGAACCCCUGUUUGAUGAGACAUUUGAAUUUUUUGUUCCCAUGGAAGAAGUAAAGAAGAGGUCACUAGAUGUCGCAGUGAAAAACAGUAGGCCACUUGGCUCACACAGAAGGAAGGAGCUAGGAAAAGUACUGAUUGACUUAUCAAAAGAGGAUCUGAUUAAGGGCUUCUCACAAUGGUACGAGCUGACUCCAGAUGGACAGCCCAGAAGUUGAUGAGCACCCUCACUACCUUUAUAGUAAAAUGUGUACAUAUGUAUAUUUUGUAAUUUAAAUCAGAACAGCCAUUUGAAAAUAUAUACAUACAUUUUUGUGUGAAAUUUAAGUACAUGACUGGAUAAUAUUAGGGAGAGGUAAAUGUAUAUAAAAGCAAGUACUGUUCUCUCUCAGUUGGAUUUAAUUGUUCAAAUCCAGAAAGAAAUGGGGUAUUCAUACUUAAUAAAUUAUCAGAACCUCAGUGGUGAUUUUUUUAUGUAGGUAAUUACACACCACCAUAUAACUUGGGAUUUGCCCAAAUGUAUGUGUCCAAAGUGUCCUGUCUCAGACAUAAGGGGUGAAGGAGGUCUGUUCCUGGAGCAACUACCAGUAUUCCUGGGAAGUGACUGACCAAGGGAAGAGGCUUCUUUUAUGGGAAUAAAAAACGACCCACACUAAAAGUGCCAAAAGCCAACACUACCUAAACCCUUCUGGUCCUUCUGCCACCUCUGGUACUUUGCUGCCAGGAAAUUUGUUCCUGUAUCUACUGUAGAACUAACAUGUACUUUUCUGAUGGCAACAAUGUUAUAGUGAUAUACCUAAAUACCCUGAGUUAAAUACUCCAGUGUGGGAUGGCCUGGCCCCAAACUCCAGCACAUGGCCUCAUUUCCAUAGGAAAAAGCAAACCAAACCCCAAGCCCAGGUCUACAUCUCCACUCCCACAGCAGAGCAUGAGAGAAUGCUGCAGAGUGUUAGUGCCAGAGGAAGAAGGAGCUUCUUGUCUGUCUCUCAGAUGGUUUGGCAAUUCUAUUCCACUUUUCUAAGACAUGGCUGGUUCACCUAAAUAGUAUUUAAAAGCAAAAUAUGUAAAUUGCACAAAUGCCUCUUUUGCAUUUCAAACUUUAUAACACCAAAUAUUCUUAUCCUCUCUGAUGUUAUCCUAGAGUUACCCUUGAGUUCGCAUCCUUUUCUCUUCACUCAGGCAACAGCCCCUGCCAUCAGUUUCCUGGUCCCCUCCCCCACACUGCCUUCACUGCUGCUUUUCUGAAGAAUGGUAACAUCUUUAAGUUUCUGUUAUGUUACUCUCUCUUAUAAAUUAUCCAUGAUUUCCUGUUUUCUAGAAGAAUAACACCCAAUCCUUAAUUUGUCCUUUAAACCUAACAAUCUAGCCCCCAGUGUUUUACAACUUUAUGUGCAGAUGCUCUAUUCCAGAAUAGUCUAUGUAUCAUAUCCUGCCUACUCAAAUCCUAUCCUCUUCAAAAGCCUUGUCUCAAAACCCACCUCUAUUGUGCCAGUCCACACUGAAAUGGCCUUUCCCCCACCUCCUACAGCAUUUACUGUCAAUGCUGUGUAUUUUUUAAUAAUUCCCUGCCUUGUAACAUUUAAUUAUUAAAAAGGCUUAUUAGAUAUCUAUGAAGAUCACAUAUUAGGCAACUACGCAUAUUGUUUGAAAUUUAAUGUUUGUUUACUGUCCAUCCAGUUGAAGUUACUGUAAUUGAUUUUCAGCCCCCAUCAUCCAAGACUAUGCUAAGUA